Messenger RNA from Lactuca virosa, 600 nucleotides. The record is from the annotation of a GenBank genome assembly. NCBI's taxonomy places the organism in Eukaryota, Viridiplantae, Streptophyta, Magnoliopsida, Asterales, Asteraceae.
AUGUGCCUGAUUUGCUUCACGGAUCCAUCUUCAACUACAACGUCAUUCAACACAUUAUAUAUACUAUCAAUUCCUAAAAGCCUUAGCAGCAGUAAAGUUUUUUCCCGGAAGUCUUUCUCUUCCUUAUUUAGACACAGAUUAUCCACCGCCAUUGACUGCGUCUCCGAAUAUAUUCCUCAUGCUUAUUGGAUUUCUUCACUUGAUAACUGCUCCGCUCUAUCCCCAUUGUUGCAUUCCAAUCGAACGAAGUCUUCUCCUUUCUUAUUUUGGCCACUGGAACUUCCGAUUUUGCUGGUGAUUAUCUUCUUUUCCUCGCUGGAACUUCUGCUUUGCGAGUGUUUUUUUUUUUUUUCCAUUUAUAAUAUGUUAGGGGUUAUCGGAGGGGGUUUGCUCCGUCGGGAUUUCAGAAAAACCUACACCACCAAAGCACUCAUAGGAACCCCACAUAGAAAAACCCGAGUGAUAGACCAAGAAAAGAUGGCAGAAGAUGAAAGCAGAACGCUUGAAGUAACACCAACAUGGGCAGUGACUACUGUUACUUUCAGUUUAAUCGCAGUUUCAAUUCUCAUCGACCAUGUUCUCCAUCUAUUAGCAAAGUAA